This is a messenger RNA of Emiliania huxleyi CCMP1516, 234 nucleotides long. RefSeq lists its product as hypothetical. Bases 1 to 234 code for a protein of 77 amino acids. The record is from RefSeq and is a predicted model, not a curated record. The transcript has a single exon. Lineage: Eukaryota; Haptophyta; Isochrysidales; Noelaerhabdaceae.
AUGAAGCUCGUGCGGCUCGUUUGGGAGCCGCAUGCCGUCCCUCUCUCGCCGGCGCUGCUCACCACGCCCAAGCCUACGCCGAGGAACCCGUCGCGCCCGUCGCUCACGAGCUGGUGGCUCGCAUCGACCGAGCCGUCCAGCUUUCUCACGCCCUGCCCACGAUCAAAUUCGAGACGACCAACAUCCGACCACAAAAAAGGCCCGCGCGUGCUGCGCGGGCCGGCGAGCGACUAG